AUGAAAUCCAGAAAGGAUGAUAAAGAAGGGAAAGACAGGGGAGCCGGCAAACAUUGUGCCUUACCGACUUGGACUGCUCUCCAGUUUUUUGACAUUUCCCCAUCCUUCGAAACAACGGCGGGAGUCUACCCCCAGUUUACCUGUUCUGGUCUCCUUGCAGUUCCCAUCCAUAAGCAGCGUCGACUGCGAGAUGGUAUAUCUGCUGGUGUGAACCCUCUGUGGAGGGGUGCUAGAAAAGGUGCAGGGGCAGCGGCGAUCUCUCCUCCCAAGAGCUGGUUCAAAGGAGCAGGGUCUAACCUGGCCACUGGUCAGGAUGAUACGGUAUCUUCCACAACAAUUCAGUAUCUUAUUCAAUUCGAAACCGAUUAUAAUCAGCGGGAGGCUCGGGAGGGGAAUUUUAAAGGUUGGAACCGGGAGUGCAUCAUCAUCUCUCCAUCGUCUAGUCCACCCAUCAGUUGUGACGCCAGGACACGUAAUCGUCCCCAAGGUCGUCGUGUACCUACUCGAAAAAUUACUAGCAUCAAUAGGAAAAAUGGCAUCUCUAGCUAG
This is a messenger RNA of Morchella sextelata, 549 nucleotides long. RefSeq lists its product as uncharacterized. The coding region runs from base 1 to 549 and encodes 182 amino acids. The record is from RefSeq and is a predicted model, not a curated record. The transcript is spliced from 7 exons. NCBI's taxonomy places the organism in Eukaryota, Fungi, Ascomycota, Pezizomycetes, Pezizales, Morchellaceae.